Messenger RNA from Saccharomyces mikatae IFO 1815, 1032 nucleotides. It is a transcript of the gene SHE1, whose product is annotated as She1p. Gene Ontology annotation, cellular component: microtubule cytoskeleton. Gene Ontology annotation, molecular function: microtubule binding. The transcript has a single exon. The coding region runs from base 1 to 1032 and encodes 343 amino acids. Lineage: Eukaryota; Fungi; Ascomycota; Saccharomycetes; Saccharomycetales; Saccharomycetaceae. The record is from RefSeq and is a predicted model, not a curated record.
AUGAAUGAUAAACUUCAAAAAGAGCACAGAGAUAAAGACACCACUUCCCAAUUUAAUGAUUUUACGCCGCCGCAUAUGAGUAUAGACUUCCAUUCAAAUAACAAUAGCAAUAUCAUCGAGACUAUUGGUGUUUCCAAAAGACUUGGCAACUCCGUACUAAGCGAACUAGAUUCUAGAGCUACUUCGAAGUUUGAAUUCCUAAAAGACCAAUCCCAGCAACAACAUAACGGUAAUAAGAGCGGCGAACAGAAAUUGGACUCGUAUAAUAUCAAUGAGUUUUUCCAAGCAAAGCAUGAUUCUCAAUUUGGUCAGAUGGAGUCGUUAGACACGCAUUAUACGCUCUUGCAUACACCUAAGAGGAAAUCUCAGAAUGCAAUUCCACAGGACCGGCCCGAAUCGAUGAAAAGGUCAAGGCCUUCACGUUCGAUUCCAUACACUACCCCAGUGGUCAAUGAUAUCACAAGAAGAAUACGAAGGUUGAAGCUGCGCAACUCGUUGGUCAAUGGUAAUGACAUUGUAGCCAGAGCAAGAUCUAUGCAAGCGAAGUCUAAUGUUAAUUCGAUAAAGAACACGCCAUUGUCAAAACCCAAACCGUUCAUACCCAAGCCAAACUUUCUAAUGCCCACGACAAAUUCUUUAAACAAGAUCAACUCUACUCAUCGUAAUGCAUCGUCCUCUUCUUCUUCCUCCUCCUCAUCAGCUCCAUCGAUCCCAAAAUCUAAAGUACCCAGAUCUUCAUCAAUAAGAGAUUUACACACCAGAAGCAAACCACCAGAACGCACACCGGUUGCGCAAGGAACAAGUUCUCAAUUGAAGAAUUCAAUUUCCGUCUUUGAUAGACUUUACAAGCAAACAACGUUCUCUAGGUCGACAUCUAUGAAAAAUUUAUCAUCAGAAACUCAGACAAAAUCCAAAGAAAACAUCAAUUCAAAGACUCGACUGGUAAAGAGUAAGACAAGCGGCUCAUUGUCCAGUCAUCUCAAGCAGAAUGCGGCUACUAGCUCAAAGAAUGAAAGGCCCAUUUGGCGAUGA